CAUUUUUGUUCCAAUUCGCUCUCGGUUUCGGUAUGAACAUUGAAAUAAGCCUUUUUCCAUUAUGAAAUGUAUUUUAAACUCGUGCUUGAGAUAAUAGCCAAAGUACUUUACGAACGUUUAUACUCAUAAAGACGAAAGCCAUAAGUGGAAUACUGAAGAAUAGUGAACAUGGGUGACGAAAAUUCACAAAAUAAGAUGACUAACAUUUGGAACCUUUUCAGUAAAACCCCCAGUCAAGCGACGAGUGCUCAGACCCAUGCCUCACAGCCGUCCACCCUCCGAGGAGCGUCCUCCCGCAGACACAGCAUAGGCUCGAGACCCAGUGAGAUCGUGUCGCACGCCCUUCACGAGGUCGUGUCAGAGCACAUCAUCGCGGGUCCACGGGGUACCUUGCUGACUCUGAGACCCUCGCGGAUGUCUGUGGACAGCAUAGGAUCCCACCACACGUUGGAACGUAUGCUACUGCGGAGACGAACUAUGGAAGGAAUCGAUUUACCUGUCGACUUAGACGACGCAAUAACUCUGACGGGACACGGCAAGUUCCAGUACAUCCUCAUGGCCUUGUGUGGUUUCAUCUACUCUUGCUGUAGUCUGAGCACGACGACACUCUCCUUCGUUUUGCCUGCGGCUCAGUACGACUUCGACCUCACCUCUUCCGACAAGGGAAUCCUGAACACCGCACCUCUCUGGGGGAUGGUGGGUGGAGCCUACAUCUGGGGCAACUUCGCCGACAGCCGAGGCCGCAAGUUCGUUCUCUUGUACUCACUUCUCAUCGACUCCAUCGCCGCCACCCUGUCCAGCCUGUGUCAGUCGUACCGUCUCUUCUUCUUCUGUAGGUUUUUCAACGGUUUCGGAAUAAUCGGAGCUACCAGCAUAGUAUUCGCGUAUCUCGGAGAAUUCAUGGACCCCACGAGAAGAGACAACUACCUUUCUCGUCUCGAGCUCUUCUGGACGUUCGGAAUCAUCGCGCUUCCCGUCAUCGGUACUGUAAUUCUUACACGGAGUUGGGCAGUAGGAUUUGAAGGCGUAUUCGUUUUUAAUUCUUGGCGACUUUUUGUUCUCACCUGCGGUAUACCCAGCUUGAUCGGCGUGAUCCUCAUUGCAGGAAUGCCGGAGAGUCCUCGAUUCCUCUUGCUGCAAGGGAAGGACGAGAAGACUAAGAAGGUACUGGUCCGCAUGUUCGCCACAAAUACCGACGAAAAGCCCUCGCGGUACCCCGUCAGUGUGUUGAAACCGAGCCCCGAAGCGGAAGCUUACUACUUCCCUGAUCUUAAAGGCGUCAGUUGUUAUGGGAGGUUAAAGCAUAUAUUUAUUGGGCUCAUCAAACAACACGAGGAUUUAUUUCAUGGCCGAUCUUUCAUAAACAUUAUCAUCACGUGUUUUAUAGACUUCGGAGUCAUGUCCGUGUACUACUCCGUUAUACUGUGGGUACCGGAACUCCUACACAGACAAGAGUUGUUUCUACAUUCUCACCCCUUCGAACCGGCCUCCCUCUGCCACGUCUCCGAAAGGAAAAUACUUUCCGAAUCGAGUGAAGAGUCCGACGAAGGAAAAGGGACUGUUGACAUUUUGACGUUUCUUCACACGUUCGUGAUCUGCUUAGCUUGUUUACCCUCCAACAUAAUGCUAUUGUAUCUGAUCAGCCACAUCAACAAGAAGAUCUUGCUCGUGGGUAUAAUGCUCUUGACGGCUGUGCCUACGUUGGGAGUGUACUUCAUGGACUCCGUAUUCCAGGUGACGGCCAUGCUCUGUCUGUUUGAAGCGACCGCGACCCUGGUGGAGACCGUACUGUUCUGCGCUAUUGUGGAAAUAUUCCCGCUCAAUACCAGAGGUACCGCUCUCUCGUUGACGGUCACAGUCGGCCGGUUAGGCGCGGUUCUGGGGAACAUCGUGUUCGGCCUCCUGAUCGACAAUCAUUGCCCUCAUAUAUUUAUCGGCAUGACUACGAUGGUAGUUUUAAGUGCUUUUGCAGCGCUUUUUCUUCCCAAAAUGAAAAGUGGGCAUUAAGGUUAGGAUGAUGCAAUAAUAUAACUUUAUUACAAUUUCCAGCUUUAAUUUUAUCGUAGAACUAGUUCAUAAAACAAAUAAUAUAACUUAAAAUAAAUUUAU
Messenger RNA from Homalodisca vitripennis (glassy-winged sharpshooter), 2109 nucleotides. RefSeq names its product synaptic vesicle glycoprotein 2B-like. Gene Ontology annotation, biological process: transmembrane transport. Gene Ontology annotation, molecular function: transmembrane transporter activity. The transcript has a single exon. Lineage: Eukaryota; Metazoa; Arthropoda; Insecta; Hemiptera; Cicadellidae. The record is from RefSeq and is a predicted model, not a curated record. The coding region runs from base 169 to 2007 and encodes 612 amino acids.